This is a messenger RNA of Aspergillus steynii IBT 23096, 1156 nucleotides long. RefSeq lists its product as uncharacterized. Lineage: Eukaryota; Fungi; Ascomycota; Eurotiomycetes; Eurotiales; Aspergillaceae. The transcript is spliced from 2 exons. The record is from RefSeq and is a predicted model, not a curated record. The coding region runs from base 197 to 1156 and encodes 319 amino acids.
GGCGGUGUCUAGCUGCUCCCCCUUCCCGAUGUUUCCGCUGUUGGAUUUCUUUCCCACGGUUCGGGUCGCUGGGUUUUUGUUUUGUUCUAUUUUCCCAGCUCCAUUCCUGAUGCAAUAGUGAUUACCGUCUUGGUGUUGAGCCGAGUGGAGGACUUGGACUACUUUAUCCUCUCCUGAUUUUUAGCAACGACCGAUCAUGACGACGACUUUGCCUACGGCGACAACGACAAACGGGCCCCCGCCGUCGGUUCGGGCCCUGACGACGACUUUCACGCCCGCGCCGACAUGCACGGAUAACUUCUACAUGCUGCCGUACGCGGCCAGCGGAUUCGCCUGUAUGGUUGGCGAUACGUCCUCGCCGUGCCAGUAUCUUCAUCUUGGGCCGUCCACGGCGAGCGACUGUAUGCCGCCCGACUGGAGCACGGGGACAGACGCUUAUUACUCCCCCGGUGUGUGCCCGACUGGAUACACGGAGGCUUGCUCGAAUUUGGUCAGCGUUGGGACGGUAACGGAGACCAGAGCGACGUGUUGUCCCAGCUCGUACAUCUGCCAAACAGACACCUACUGGCCCUGGUAUGCCGACAACGGGUGCACGAAGAUCGUCGACAGCACCGAAGUAUACACCUACACGACCGAUGACCCCGACGACGGACUCAUCACCACGACCUCCGAGGACAAAUACGGAGUCAACGCGUACGCCGUCACGAUUCGAUACCAAUCCGCCGAUAAGCUCCCUCCGACCACUUCGGCGACAACCACGUCCGCUCCGACAUCAACCACGUCUUCUACCACGUCAACAACCUCCUCCGCGGCAACCUCUUCACCGGACUCGAGCGGGCUGUCCAGCGGCGCCAAGGCAGGAAUCGGAGUGGGCGUGGCGGCCGGCGUUGUUCUCCUGCUGGUCGCUGUGGGAUUCUGGUUGUUUCGUCGUCGGAAGGCGAACGCUGCUGCUGCUGUCGCUCCCACCACCGCGGCACCUGGCACCAACGGGAUGCAUAACCCGGCGGAAUCGAGUCAAUACGUGAAGCACGAGCUGGCUGGCGCGCAAAUUCAUCCAAUGCCAGAGCUUGCGGGGAGCCAGCUUUAUCCCGGUCAGGCGGUUUCUCAUCACGUGCCGGCGCCGGAGCCAGUCGAGCUGGGGACGGGGAGAGAAUGA